ACGAUCACGAGUUUAUUUACAAAGAUUUUGACAGACUGACUGAAUCAUUAUCAUGGAAGAGACCAGAAAUCGUAAUUUGCCCAACAUAAAGCUUGCAAACCGACAGCUUGAUGUCAUCAGACGUAAUUUAGUCUGUGUGUGCAGAUUUGCCAUUAAGAAUUUAAUUGAUCGAGCAUGCUUUGUAAAUAUAGACGAUGACUGUGAGGAAUUUCUCAACUUCUGUGCUGUAAUGGAACAAGUUCUGCUCCAUCACAUCAAGCCUCAGAAAACAUGGUAUGGUGGUGUGGAUUCAAAUUUUUGGAAUUACAUUGCCACAGCAUGUCACCGCAUCCCCAACAGCUGUAUAUCCAGUAUUGGAGCAAUUGAAAAUAUCAAGUCACCGGCCGCCAAGGGCAGAGCAUUUAUCCGCUGUGCUUUAAUGGAAAAGAGGUUAUCGGAGUACAUUUCGGCAGCGUUAAAACAGCCAAAACUAACACGAAAAUUUUACAAGGAUGGUGCAAUAAUGUUAUCCGAUGAUGCCAAUGUUUUGUGUGGCAUUUUACUUGGACUUAAUGCCAUAGAUUUCAGCUUCUGUCUAAAGGGAGAAAACUCUGACCUCCUGGGACCACUAGCUGUGGAUUAUACACCAUUUCUCAAAUUCCACCAAAGUAGCGAGAGUGUGUCACAUGACCUCGAGGAGAUGCGCGAGUUGUCCAACUCGAGCCUCAGUUCGAGCAUCAUGAGUGAGGAUGUGGACGAGGUGACCGGGACGAAGAUGAAGUUGGCCGCACUGCAGCAGAAGUACAGAAGCAUCGUGGAGCAAAAGGGCUACUUGGAAGAACUGGUUCGUCUCCGCGACCAGCAGAACAAAGAACUACAGGGUCAGCAGCAGUCAUUGUUUGAUCAGCUUCAUCGUGUCGAGGUCACAGGUCAACGUGAACAUCGACAGCUCGAGAACGUCAUCUUAGAACUUCAGGGCCAACUUGCUGCUGCAAAAUCAGAACAUCGACUACUACAGCAUCGACUGUCACUGCUGACACUGCAGCGUCAUACCGAUGGGCACAGCACUCGUGAAAUCCAGAUGAUGGAGAUGGCGGGGGAUGCGGAUUCAUUGAAACGACACUUCACAGAUAGUCUCAAUGACCAACACAGUGUCACAAGUUCCACAGAAAUGCAGCAUCACCCGUAUCUGCAAAAUGACAGCCGGAGUCAGAUAUCGGAUACUUCUAGUCAGUUCACGAGCCAGGAAGACUCCCACAGUUUGAUUCCGCUGGCAGGAUCUCUGACAGAAGUUCCCAUCCACAGCAGUGACUCGGACCAACCUACAGACGACAGACAGCGCCCAGUGAUAAAUGUCCAAGAAGCAAGGCCUUCCGAUACUCCAGAGUCGGGUCCUUCAAAGAAAGUGGCACCUGAGUCUGGUACUUCUGCUGCUGGCGUCAAGGAUGCUGCUGAUGUCAAGGAUGAAGUGUUUCAUGACACAUCAAGUCCAGACACGGCUGUAGCUGUUGUUCCUUCUCAGGGAGCAAGUCCUUCUGCUGCUCCUGAAAUGGAGUCAGGUUCUGUGCAGAAAGUUGCUGCUGAUGGUGGUUCUUCUGAUGAUGCCGUUGAGGAUGAAGAACUGGAUUCUGGUGCAAAGGACGGAUCUGAUGUGCAAGAUCGAAUGAAUGUUAACCAGUAUUAUUCUCUUACCACCGUUGAAGCUAUGGAAGAAGAUGAUGAUGAUGAUGAUGAUGGCAAUGAUCAUCAUGUCAAUGAUGGUGGUGGUGGUGAUGUUGUGGAAAAAAGUAAGAUCCAUGACUCUGAAACUAGUGAUUCACAAAGUAAUGCCAAGGACAGCAAAACGUCUGUAGAUGAAGAACCACAAUUAACAAGGGAUAUAGAAAAGUCAGCAAGUACAAACACUUCAGAGUUGGAACAGAACUUAGAUGAAUCAGGGUCUAAGAGUUCAGCAGACGGGGGAGAAGACCCAGUGAAACAUGAAGCUGAAGGCAAGGCCUCUGGAAAGGAGGAGAAGGCUGUAUCAGAAGCUGAAAUCACUGAGACGUCUGCUUCAGAAAUGUUGCAAACUCCGCUGAAAGAAAUGCUCAAAUCUUCAUCAUCCGAUGGCUCAGAGCCUGUGCACAUUCAGAGGUUGGAAGAGUCAAGUUCAUCAGAUGACAAGGAUCCAUGGGAAAUGGUAGCCACGGGAAACGGGAACGGUGGCAAAAGUUCGGAUGAAAAUAUGGAAAAUAUUGACGAGUCUUCACCGGUCGUGUCGAUUUCAGAAGAACUUUUGGCUCACGGUGAAGUUGUUGAAAACAUUCCAGAACAAAAGAACACGGAUCAAUAAUAAUGUUUUAGUGCUAGUCUGUGUUCAGUAAACAUCUGCGUAAACAAUCUACUUAAAGAUACAUCAUCACUCACCUUUUAUGUGAGGGCUAUAACCAAGGACCAAUUUCACAAAACACUUAAAGCAGGGCUUCUAGAAUUUUUAUAAAAUCCACUAGCCAUGGGAUCAAUGAUUUUAAACAUUUACUAGACGAUUAAAAAGACACUAGACCUAC
Molecule: messenger RNA, 2525 nt
Organism: Gigantopelta aegis
Lineage: Eukaryota; Metazoa; Mollusca; Gastropoda; Neomphalida; Peltospiridae
Product: RUN domain-containing protein 3B-like
Exons: 10
Coding region: 53-2311 (752 amino acids)
Source: RefSeq, a predicted model, not a curated record